AUGGCAACCUCCCCGGCAGGCUUCAAAGGUCCUCUCAUUGUUACCGCUGACAUUGAAAUAAAAGAAGGACAUGCCGAUACUUUCGAGCAAGAAUUCCGCAAAGUACGCGAGUGCGCCAACUCGGACAAGGAACCCGGAUGCAUCGAGUUCCGCACCAGUCGUCACGGGAACAAGUUUUUCGCUUUCGAGCAGUAUGAAGACGUUGCAUCCCUCAAAGCGCACGGCGAGACCGACGUUUUCAAGGCUUUCGUGAGUGUCGUGAAGGAUUUCCAUGCCCGCCCCCCGGUUGUCCUGUUCUAUGAAGAGCUGAGCGAUGCGCCCAAGUCUUCAUACAAGGCCAGAAUUUAA
Molecule: messenger RNA, 348 nt
Organism: Rhizoctonia solani
Lineage: Eukaryota; Fungi; Basidiomycota; Agaricomycetes; Cantharellales; Ceratobasidiaceae
Exons: 6
Coding region: 1-348 (115 amino acids)
Molecular function (GO): catalytic activity
Source: RefSeq, a predicted model, not a curated record